GGGAGUCGUAGGAAUCACAGAGACGACACAAGUCAUUGAACGAUUAAAACUUGCCAAGAGCGACUUUUUGGUUUUGUUUUGAAAAACAACAAAUAAACGUAAAGAUGCUUUGGAGUGGUGCAGUCUUGAUGACUUAAGCAAGCUAAGUAACGUUAAAGGACUCUGGCUGGCUAGCAACCUUUUAUCAUUCGAGAGGAAUGAGCUAGCUGGUUCGGUAUCAGUCACACCCAUAGCUAUCUUCUUAGCCAGGUAUCUUGUUGGGGCAUUAGGAACAUUUAAGUUUUUAAAGCUCGUAACGCUUUAAUCGCCACUGUUGUGCGAUUCGAGGACACACUGUUUCAACUAACUUGCUAUCUAGCCAAUGCUGAGAGCACAUAGCGCAAUGCUUUAUGUAGCCGCUAGCUAGCUGGCUAACUAACGCUGGAUAUGAAUGACUCAUGUCACCGACUACUUUGGUUAGAAUUGGGUAGCUAGCUGCGCUUGUGGGGGUUUUCGUGAAAAUACCGGUUGCGUUUACAAGUGAUAUUUCGCAACAUGAGUCUGCCGAUGUAUACAUUCGUCACCCGUGAUGAAAAUAGUAGCGUUUAUGCUGAAGUUUCCAAAAUCCUUCUCUCAACCGGUCACUGGAAGAGACUAAAAAGAGAUAAUCCCAGAUUCAACUUGAUGUUAGGAGAAAGGAACAGAUUGCCAUUUGGACGGUUAGGACACGAGCCAGGACUGGUGCAGCUGGUAAACUAUUACAGAGGUGCUGACAAGUUGUGCCGUAAAGCAUCUUUAGUCAAGUUAAUCAAGACCAGUCCAGAGCUGUCCGAUUCUUGCAAUUGGUUCCCAGAAUCAUAUAUCAUCUACCCAACAAACCUCAACACCCCUGUGGCACCGGCCAAGAAUGGCAUCAGUCAUAUGAAGAGCAACCCCAAGACCGAUGAACGGGAAGUGUUUCUGGCCUCCUAUCAUACAAAGAAGGACAAUGGAGAAGGCUCAGUUUGGAUUGCUAAAUCUUCUGCUGGAGCCAAAGGUGCUGGGAUUUUAAUAUCUUCUGAUGCUAAUCAACUGCUGGAGUACAUAGAUAAUCAAGGCCAGGUCCAUGUCAUUCAGAAGUACCUGGAGAAGCCACUUCUGCUAGAACCGGGUCAUCGCAAAUUUGACAUCAGGAGCUGGGUGCUUGUGGAUCAUCAGUACAACAUCUACCUAUACAAAGAGGGGGUGCUGAGGACCUCCUCAGAGCCCUACAACAGCUCAGAUUUUCAGGACAAGACCAGCCACCUGACCAACCACUGCAUCCAGAAGGAGCACUCCCAGAACUAUGGCAGAUACGAGGAAGGCAACGAGAUGUUCUUUGAUGAGUUUCGCCAGUACCUGCAGAGCUCCCACAAUGUUGCCCUGGAGACAGCCAUCUUACCUCAGAUCAAACAGAUCAUAAGAAGCUGCUUGGUCUGCAUUGAACCAGCGAUUAGCACAAAGCACCUGUCGUACCAGAGCUUCCAGCUCUUUGGCUUUGACUUCAUGGUGGACGAGAAUCUAAAGGUCUGGCUCAUCGAAAUUAACGGAGCGCCCGCCUGUGCUCAGAAACUUUAUCCAGAGCUGUGUCAGGGCAUUGUGGAUGUGGCGAUAUCCAGCGUCUUCACCUUGAACAACGACUCCUCUUCAUCCUCUGUCUCCUCCUCGUGUUCCUCCCCCAAACCAAGAGCGGCCUAUCAGCAGGGUCCGUUCAUCAAACUGUAAGCACAGGAUGUUCCCCCACCUCUUUAGAGCUCCAGCUUCCAUGCCGCUGCCCACCUCACACUCCGCCCGGACCGCCACCCCCCCGCCCCCCACCAAUUGCCCCAGAGAUCCCUCUGCUUAUCAUAUGACACAGUGGAGUGGUGAGCAAGGAUGGGUGGGUGUCCUUGUGGCGCAGACGUGUGACAUGGAGGGCAAACCGGGGGACCCCUAAAAUUAGAAGUGACCUCAUAAAUUUCCCCCCCUUCUCAAUGAUUGGCUGAAUUUGUUGUGUUCUACUCAGCUGCACCUCUGGUGUUCCAAAGCCCUGGGAAUUCUGGGAGGUUGUUUGCAUGAGGGUAAGGAUUGUUUGAAGAAUAUUCUGAGCUGCGAGACUUUGUGAAAGUGUGGGAGGAGCAUGUGAGAGGGUUGGAUGGAUGGGGGUGGGGUUUCUUUCCAACACCACCCCCAUUUCUGCAAAGAAAAGAUGCACAUCACUGCCGAGGAUUUUCCUGAGGAAUAUGGACAGCAAGUGGGGCAGAAAGAUGGAGGAGAUGUAUCCGUGUAUCAUUCAGUACCUGUGACUUUAGUGCCUUACAUUUCCUCACCUCCGUCCCCUAAAAAUAGAACACCUGUCCAUCAUUUUACAAUAUCAUCCUGAUGUGUGGCGUGUUAGCCUGAGUGCUGCUAAGUGGGGUUGUACUUCUGUGUGUCUUGCCUUCAAUGAGUGCCUCCAGUUUCUCUGGAGACUGAAGGAAAGGUGUUUGGCUGACACCCCAAACACAAACUUAAUUUCAGUAUUUAUGUGUGUAACUCAGUGGUAGGGGUUUGACUCCUGUGGAGAGGAACAUAAACCCAGACCAGUAAGUCUAGUGCACUGAUGUUUUUCUACUAAAUGCGUUACAUUACAGUAAGCCUAUAUAUCUGAUGCACACUUUGUGUGUACCCAGGUCUUUAGCUGAAACCUACAUUACCCUCUUGGAUGAUGUUUCACUCUUAAGUCUCAAAACUUACAAAUGAGUUGGAAAAUAAAAACCAAAUUUCAGUCAAGAAUUUCACAAAUCAAAAACAGGGACUUCUGUGAACACCCAGAGUUAAAUGCUAAACUGACCAGUGAAAUAGAAACUAAGCC
This is a messenger RNA of Megalops cyprinoides (Indo-Pacific tarpon), 2830 nucleotides long. RefSeq names its product tubulin tyrosine ligase (gene ttl). Gene Ontology annotation, biological process: protein modification process. Bases 535 to 1722 code for a protein of 395 amino acids. Lineage: Eukaryota; Metazoa; Chordata; Actinopteri; Elopiformes; Megalopidae. The transcript has 7 exons. The record is from RefSeq and is a predicted model, not a curated record.